This is a messenger RNA of Salvelinus namaycush (lake trout), 7570 nucleotides long. Its product is annotated as FERM domain-containing protein 4A-like. Bases 1 to 3228 code for a protein of 1075 amino acids. The transcript is spliced from 24 exons. NCBI's taxonomy places the organism in Eukaryota, Metazoa, Chordata, Actinopteri, Salmoniformes, Salmonidae. Gene Ontology annotation, biological process: establishment of epithelial cell polarity. The record is from RefSeq and is a predicted model, not a curated record. Gene Ontology annotation, cellular component: bicellular tight junction; adherens junction; cytoskeleton.
AUGGUGGUGCAGGGGGCUGUAACCCCGGGUAGGGCCCGAAGACUCAUGCUCAAACUACCGGUGGGAACGUUACGACGGAACAGUGGAGAGAGGAUGACAGAGGGGCGGCGAUGUCAGGUCCAUCUCCUGGACGACAGGAAGCUGGAGCUCCUCGUACAGCCCAAACUGAUGGCCAAGGACCUGUUGGAUCUGGUGGCCUCCCACUUCAACCUGAAGGAGAAGGAAUACUUUGGCAUCUCCUACACAGAUGAAACGGGUCAUUUCAGCUGGCUGCAGUUGGACCGAAGGGUUCUAGAACACGAGUUCCCCAAGAAGUCUGGACCCAUCGUACUGUACUUCUGUGUCAGGUUUUACAUAGAGAGUAUUUCCUACCUGAAGGACAAUGCUACUAUCGAACUCUUCUUCCUCAAUGCUAAGUCCUGCAUAUACAAGGAGCUCAUUGAGGUGGACAGUGAGGUGGUUUUUGAGCUGGCCUCCUAUAUACUACAGGAGGCUAAAGGUGACUUCACCAGUAACGACGUGACGAGGUCAGACCUGAAGAAGCUUCCAGCUCUGCCGACUCAGGCCCUGAAGGAACACCCAUCUCUGGCAUACUGUGAGGACCGGGUGAUAGAACACUACAAGAAGCUGAAUGGACAGUCCAGAGGCCAGGCCAUAGUCAAUUAUAUGAGCAUCGUUGAGUCUCUGCCUACAUAUGGAGUACAUUACUACACUGUUAAGGAUAAACAGGGCAUCCCGUGGUGGCUGGGCCUGAGUUAUAAAGGAAUCUUCCAGUAUGACUACCAGGACAAGGUCAAGCCCAGGAAGGUGUUCCAAUGGCGUCAGCUGGAGAACCUCUACUUCAGAGAGAAGAAGUUCUCAGUGGAAGUUCAUGACCCCAGGAGGGCGUCGGUGACCAGAAGGACGUUUGGCCACAGUGGUAUAGCUGUCCACACCUGGUACGCCUGCCCUGCUCUCAUUAAGUCUAUCUGGGCCAUGGCCAUCAGCCAACACCAGUUCUACCUGGACCGCAAGCAGAGCAAGUCUAAGAUCCAUGCGGCUCGUAGUCUCAGUGAGAUAGCCAUCGACCUGACAGAGACUGGCACUCUGAAGACAUCUAAACUGGCCAACAUGGGCAGCAAGGGCAAGAUCAUCAGCGGCAGCUCUGGCAGUCUGCUCUCCUCAGGUUCCCAGGAGUCGGACAGUUCUCAGACAGCUAAGAAAGACAUGCUGGCAGCACUGAGGGCCAGGCAGGAGGCUCUGGAAGAGACACUCAAACAGAGACUAGAGGACCUCAAGAACAUCUGUAUCAGAGAGGCGGAGUUGACAGGGAAGCUUCCUAAGGAGUAUCCAUUAGAUCCAGGGGAGGAGCCUCCGACAGUCAGGAGGAAGAUUGGCCCUGCCUUCAAACUGGACGAACACAAGAUCAAGCCGAAAAGAGAGGAGGAAGAGCUAGAGCGUCUAGAGAGGGAGUUUGCCAUCCAAUCACAGAUCACGGAGGCUGCGAGGCGGUUGGCCGGCGAUCCGCACGUGAGCAGUAAGAAGCUGAGGAAACAGAGGAAGACGUCGUACCUGAACGCACUGAGGAAACUCCAGGAGAUAGAGAACGCCAUCAACGAACACCGUGUCCGCUCUGGGAAGAAACCCACGCAACGCGCUUCGCUUAUCAUAGAGGAGGCCAACAUCGGCUCAGAGGACAGCUCUCUGUCGGACGCUCUGGUCCUUGAUGACGACGACCCCCAGGUGACAGGGACCCCGACCUUCUCUCCGGCAGCAUCUCCACAAAAGGGCCUCCCUCCCCGGCCUCCCUCCCACAGCCGGCCCCCUCCUCCCCAGUCCCUAGAAGGCCUUAGGCACCUGCACUACUCUCGCUCCGAAUACGACAAGUCCCCCAUCAAACCCAAGAUGUGGAGCGAAUCCUCGCUGGACGAACCCUACGAGAGGGUAAAAAAACGCUCCUCACACUCCAGUCACAGGCGGUUCCCCAGCUCUGGUACUUGUGGGGAGGCAGGAGGCAGUAACUCUCUGCAGAGUAGCCCCAUCAGGAGCCUUCCUCACUGGAGCGCCCAGUCCAGCAUGCCCUCUACCCCUGACCUGAGGACCAGGACCCCUCAAUAUGUACACUCCACCAGGUCUGUGGACAUCAGUCCCACCCGUCUGCACAGUCUGGUUCAGCACUUUAGGAACCGCAGCUCCAGCCUGGAAUCUCAGGGCAAGCUGCUGGCCUCUGACCCUGACACACACACUCACACCGACACCCUGGGAGCCCUGGGCAGCCCUGACUUCUUCCUGGCCCCAGGGACACGCAGCUCCAACGGCUCGGACCCGCUGGAUGACUGUUCGUCCUGUACUUCCCAGAGCAGCUCAGAACACUACUACCCUGGGGUAGCUCCGGGCUCCAACCCUAACUACUCCACCCUGGGAGAGGACUCCCCCUCCAAAGCCAGGCAGAGACAGAGGCAGAGGCACAGGUCUGCAGGUCACCUUGGCUCCUCUAACUCUGGCUCCAUGCCCAACCUUGCAGCCAAGAACGGAUCAGGGGGCGGUGGUACGGGGGGAGCAGGGACUGGGUCAGGGCAGCACGGGGUGUACCUCCACAGCCAGAGCCAACCCUCGUCCCAGUACCGGAUUAAAGAGUACCCCCUGUACGUAGAGGGAAGCCCCAACCCGGUGGUGGUGCGCAGCCUGGAGAGUGACCAGGAGGGCCACUACAGCGUCAAGGCCCAGUUCAAAACCUCCAGCUCCUACACAGCCGGGGGGCUCUACAAGGAGACCUGGGGGGGUGAGGAGGGGGGAGAGGGGAGUGGCAGACUCACCCCGUCCCGCUCCCAGAUUGUACGGACUCCCUCACUGGGGCGAGAGGGGGGAGGAGGGGGGAGGGCGGUGGUGUCGGACGAGCUGAGGUGUUGGUACCAGCGCUCAUCGGGCAGUCUAAAGGAGAGGAGUCACUGUGGCUCCAAUGCGUCAGACAGCGGCUCGUUGCAAGGCACUCUGGGACACGGACGAGGCAACAGGGUGGGGACGCUCGCCAAGGGAUCGCCAGCAGCUUCCCCUCACAGCCAGAGGAGUGUGACUCCCUCCAGUGAACAGGCUGCCACCCCCAUACCCCCCUGCAGCCCACAACACAUCCUCAACUGGCAGAGCGGGUCAUUCAAUGAUAGCUGUUUCCUCAGCAGUCCUCUGUGUUCAGAGCUGGCAGAUGUCCAGUGGUACGGACACGACAAGGCCAAACCUGGAACCCUGGUCUGACCUAAUGACCACCACCCACUGACCCUCAACACUGAUCCUUACUGGCACAACCUCCAACAUCUCAACUGACCCUUACAGCCCCCACCAACCUCUCCUCCAGUGCUGAUUAGAUUGGCCUUAUCAUGGGCAGGAAACCCUCAUCCAUUCCUCCCUUCAUCCAUCUUUCCCUUGAUCAGUUUCUGUGCAUAUCGGGCUUGGCUAAACUAGGGGUUCUAGGACCGACACGACUAUUGCUGUGGAACAGCCAACCAUAGCCUCCGAUCCUGAACUCUGAGCGUGAACUCUGACCUUUAAUCCCUGACCCUGAGUCUGCUCCAGUCUGAGCCCAAGGAUAACCAGGAAUGGGCAAGGGGGGAGGAUGGGUAAGCCCAGACUACACUCAGCCCACCAGGCCCUGACUCAUAUCUACCCCUGACCCCAGUGUGCUGCCAGUGUGCUCCCAUGUGUUUUGGCUCAUGUUCUGGACCUGUGUGUGUGUACGCUGGAUCUGCUAGGUUCAUUAAUUUCAUGUUUUAUGUUUUAGUUUAUUUCUCUCUAUCGUUUUCUACAACAACAACAAAAAAAUGCUGGAGAGACUCUAUUCACCCCUCUUUAUGAAAACCUUCAGAAUAUAUUUCACUCUUCAGGAAAACUGCAGAGUGGAUUAUUGGACAAUUCUAGAUUAUCUGAAAGACUAGACAAACAUACAAACAUUCCCAAAAAUCCUAAUCCCAAUCCCAACUCCUAUCCCACAACCAAAGAUCCAUCUGGCUGACCAAUGGCACCAGUCCCAUGGACACACUGGGAAAACUGGUUUAUCAUACUGGGAGUUACACCCCACAAUACUAGGAGUCCUCAAAGGAACUGAAAGACUGAUCAAUUCUACUGGGAUCCUGCUCAGCACGUCUACUGGGAUGUCAGUAAUCUGAACUGGUAGUGUACAACAGCCAGCCACACUGAUCAACUACUGGGAUGAUCCACACUUCUACUGAGCAGUGAGCUCCUGGACUGGGAUGUUUUGCCACUACUGUAUACUGGGGGACUGUGGUCAGCUGUACUGGGAGACUAUGGACAGACUGGGGGCCCUGCACAGCCAGAUCAGAGAUAGACGGGGACAGACUGUUAGCCACAGGCCACAGACACUUACUCAAGGUUUGGGCCCUGAAAGGCCAAGCCACAAUAUGCAAGGAAUCUCACUGAAAGCCAAUGUCUUGAGUUUGUGAUGGGUGAAACUGUAGCUAUAUGUGUAGCAGUUUUGGGGUUAAGACCACAUAUCGUUUGGGGUGUUUAUUUCCAAUCAUAUCUGCAGGCUUUCAGUGGUCUAUUUCAUCUGGCUCCACCCCUUCGUUUCACUUCCUGGUGAGAAGUGAAAGCUGAUUGGAUGCUUAGGACUGUGUGUGCCUCUCACUCCUCUCUCUCUCUGGUGAUGGGCGUAUGAUGUGGAGCUGAUCGAUCACACAGCUGUAGCGAAGGGCGCACCCCUCCUUCACAGUCGAGCUGCGCAUAUGAUAAGAUUGGUGAGAUGUUAAACACUUCUCGAGGCGUUGUGAUAUCUGACUCUCUGUGCAGUCCUCUGUUAAAAAAUGGGAUGCAACCCAUGUUUAAGGACCAGUCUGUCUCUGUGACAUCGAUCUGGCUGUCCAACUCCACGAUUGGUCAUUGUCUCAGACACUAGGGUAGUAUAUUUGAGGGUAAACAUUUAGAUCAGGCAUGAGGCCUGUAAACUCAGUACCAGUGGGUACUCGUUUGUACAGGUCACUAUCUCAGGCUAUAUUCUCUCUGCCUAAAGUCUCUCCUAUCACCAGUCAGAACACACACAUCUUGUUUGUGGACACACACUUUUCUCAUCAGUGCCAUCUAUGGUGGUGCUUAAAGUCUGUACAGUAACCCAGCACUGAAAACAGCCACUCACUAAAAUUACAAACCAUAUAACAACAAAUCCCAUAGGGCCCGGUUCCUAGUCUAGUGGAGGAAGUGGCCGUGUUCGAGAGCAUCAAAACUAUGAUAUAUCAUGGGUAAAUUGUGACUGACUGACUGAUCUACAAAUAAUAAUAAGUUAUUUAUGAUGCAAGGUGAUUUGUAGCUAAGUCAGUCAGCAGUCACCUGCACGGUCAGCCGCAAUGUCGAACAAGCCCAGUGUCUGCUAUAUAGAGAACCUGCUUCCCAGAGCCAAAAGAACAUCAGGGAGAGGUAUAUACACCAAUCAGAGCUGGAUCUGCUAUGUGGGGUGUUGACUAUUGUAACUGUGUCAAGUAUUCAAUCUAAGUGUUGUUACCAGAGCACAACAUACACAGUUACACACUAUGUAUGAAGACUAUAGGCCUACUAUAUACAGAACCAGUUUUCAUCUAGUUCUCCUCCUGUCUUUUUGAUACAUAUAAGGGGAUUAAAAACAUCUGCAUAACAACACAUGUAAGAGUAAAUUCAGACUUGAUAUAAGAGUAACACACACAUAUCUAGAAUAUAAAUAAUGUCACCCCGGCACCAAAAGGGUAUUUAUAUCAUUGUGCUUUUAUUGUGCCCCGUUCAAGACAACUGGGAACUCGGAAAUCUCCGACGUCGGACUUCAGUGCGUUCAAGACAACUGGGAACUCGGGGAAAAAACGAGCUCCAACGGGGAAAAAUUGUUUUGAACGGUCAUUCGGAAUUCCAAGUCGGAAACUCUGGGAUCAUCCUAAAGCUGCGACUUCUCCAACCUGAAGAUCACUGAUGUCAUGAUUUGAACUCGUUUUAUUCUGAGUUCCCAGUUGUCUUGAAAGCACCAUUACUGUGUAGAUAAUGUCAUCAAUGAACUCUGAAUUUUGAGCUUGGUUUAGUAAUGGAGGCCAUCACCGUAUCCCGCUGUAACACAGCUGUGACUCAAAGAGAACAUGUAGAUUCCAUAUAACUCUCGCUUACAUAGACCAACUCUUAUCACAAACCAAUUCUUAAGCAGGUAUUUUAAAGCACACCUUCUGGUUUUCUGCUGGGGAAAAGAAGCCUCUGCCCAACGUUGUUGUAAUGCUGUAUGUGUGGACAGUGUACAAAACCCCAAACAAAGCAAAGAAUUGCAGUCCCUCUCUCACAUCUGCCUGUGCUUUGUAAAGGCUUAUAUUCUCCCUUGAAUCUUAAAAAAACAAACAUCUGAAAACAUUGUUUAAAUGUUGCACAAAAAUCUGAGCCCGUCAAAUUAGUUGAACUUGUACCAAGCGGCAUGGAGGACUGAAUUUCCUUCCGUUUGAACGAGUUUCACGGCCCCCUCCCCAACCCUGCCACACUGCAAAGUCCUGGUAAAAAUGCUGUGUCUCUUAUGAACUUUGAACUCCUGUUGUUUAACUCUUUAGAACCACUGAGAGACUGCAGUCUGCCAUCAGCUAGGCUAAGGCUCAUUAGCCUGUCCAUUUCCCAUGGAUGAGACACCUCUCUGCUAGCUCACACCAUUCCAUGCAUGCUCAAAAAAACAAAAAUACUACCCUUCUCCACUCACCUUUUCCUCCUAGACAGAGAAGCAUUCUGUAUCCAUGACAACACCCCCAAACCCCCAGUUUGACUUUUGACUCCUGACCCCUCUGACCUUUGAACCCAAUGUGGUGAUGUGUGCUGUACCCUCUUCUAGGUACCCUAUGCCCAUACUGUCUGUACUCCAUAGAAACAAACAUUUUUAUAGUUAAAGAAGAUUAACUCUUUUAUCAACCUCUUUCCUGUACGUACUCUACAGAGGGGCACUGUAAGCCUAAGUGGGGUUUUUAACAUUCACUGUAAGCCUAAGUGGGGUUUUUAACAUUCACUGUAAGCCUAAGUGGGGUUUUUAACAUUCACUGUAAGCCUAAGUGGGGUUUUUAACAUUCACUGUAAGCCUAAAUGGGGGUUUUAACAUUCACUGUAAGCCUAAGUGGGGGUUUUAACAUAACCAUGUUCCUUUUUAUAUGAACCAGUAUUAGUUGUUUCUUUGGUUUUUGUUUCUAAGUUCUGACAUAGUAAAAAUCCUUUCAGGUGCUAUAUGAUGACCAGUUACCGCUUUGUCACAUAGGAUAUAGACUCUCCUCAUUGUUGUCAAUAGUUUUAAUACGUUGUGCAGAGCAAAGACCGUCCCUUUAGGCAGUAGGACACCCAUCCACCAGACCAUAGAGCAUGUAACAUGAUUUUAUUGGUUCUCUUCAACUGUAACCUGACGAAAAAAAGGUGUUGUAGAAAAAAACUAUGUGGAAUUGACACAAAAAAAUACUGAAUUCCAGUUAAUUUAUUCUUUUUUCUAUUAAGACUUUGUAUAGGAACUUUCCAUUUUUCUAAAUGGUGUUGUUGGCACCUGAUGAUGGAUUGUCCAGAUGAGAAGAAUUGGUGGUUCUUCAGAUUAUGAAAAUAAAUUAUUGCUGAAUGUUCUCAA